Messenger RNA from Oryctolagus cuniculus (rabbit), 35660 nucleotides. Lineage: Eukaryota; Metazoa; Chordata; Mammalia; Lagomorpha; Leporidae. The record is from RefSeq and is a predicted model, not a curated record.
GGUGGCAAGGGGUUUGGAGGGUGGGGGCCUGCGUGUGUCUGCUAGCCUCUGCCUGCGCUGUGAGGGCUGCAUUUACACCCCAGCUCGGGACUUCUCCCCGUUAGAAAGGGGCACGAGGAGUGGGUGUCACGCUGCCCUCCUCCCCAGAAGAUGAGGCCGCGUUAACCCGCAGGCAAUCUGCCGCCUCGCCGCCUCUCGGCCAGGAUUAUUUAAAUGUUUAUCCUUCCUUCCUUCUUGACCUUUCUUGUUCAGUCCUAGUUCCCAGGCCCUGCUUGUUUUGUGUUUCAUGAGCUUAGCAAACCGUGGCCUCCAAUUCCCCAGUUCUAGUGUUUUCACUUAAGAUGAGAGUGAUGAGCCAAAGGGUUCAGGCUCAAUCCUUGAGCAAAGGGCCGCUCUGACAGGGAUUAUUAUUUAUUUGUCAUCUUGGAUGUAAUAAGCUGUAGGUACAGCUUCGAGAGCCCUUGAUUUAUUGCGCUGUCUCCUGCCACUAGCGGGCCGUCUGCCGCACCACGCAGGAUGAAUACCACACUGUCAGCUUCGUCGAUCUGUCUCCGCCACUGUGCGCGCUCUCAUAGCACAUUCCCAUUUCAUGCCAGAAUACAUAAACAAUCUUUCAUUAUUUUGAUGCCUUUUUCAUAUUUGUUCUUUACAGAACAUAAAGUUGGAAUUUAUGGGUUUCCUUUACAUUAUUUCAACACACUCCACCAUUUUCCGGGUUUGUGGUUUAACUCUCAGAAAUUGGCUGCCAGGUGAUUUAGUUAUUUUGGCUUUCUAGUUUUAUAGUUAUUUAAUAUCGCAAUGCCAGAUCCUGAGAAAAUGGGGAGCAUGGCAGUGGUAGGAUUUGCAGUUAAGGCUCUUGUCAUCAGGGCCGUGUGAUCAUGGCGUGGAGCGCCGGGCUUGGAAAACAAGGCGUGGGAGGUGGGAGAUCAGUGGCUCCGUUUGUACAAAAUCCUGCCUCGGAAAUGUUAUUCCGGUGCUUGCCCGGCCCGGGGCCUGGAGGAAGCUUGAGAGCAAAAAGGAACAUGUCACCAGUGUUUGGAAUCCACAGGGCUUUCUAAAUCCGGGGUCCACAGGCAACCCACCCAGUUUUGUCUGCUUUCCCUGCUGCAGUGGCUCCCAAAAUUCUGUAUUUUCGCCUGAUUCUGUGUUUGAAAAGGCUUGACUCCAAUUUCAAAGAACGUUCCUGUUUUUGCUUUUGGUGCUCCUCUUUGGCAAAAUGACUUGUGCUGGAGGGCGUUGGUGACAGAGCAGGAAGUUACUGCUGCCUUACCUUGGCGGAGGGCAGGCUUGGGAAGUGGGUCAGGGACCUGCUUCCUUUACUCACUUGUUUGCAUCGUCCUGUUUGCAUGGACUCCCCUCCCCCAUGUUUCUCUCUGAUCUCAGAUUUCACCUUGUUAUUUUUAGCUGAAUGUAAAUUCUUUGUUAUGUGCUCUCUGAAUUGGCUGCCUUUGUCUUUUUUAUUUAAGAACUCUUUUCCCUUGGGGCUGGUGUUAUGGUGUUGUGGGUUAAGCUUUCAUCUGUGACACCCACAUCCCAUAUCAGAGUGCCUGGCUGCUCUGCUUCCAAUCCAGGUCCCUGCUUAUGUGCUUGGGGAAGCAGUGGAAAAUGCUUUUGGACCUCUGCCAUCCACAUUGGGAGACUCGGAUGUAGCUCUUGGCUCCUGGUUUUGACCUCUUCUUGUCUCUCUCUAACUCUACUUUUCUCAAAUAAAUAAACAAAUUAAAAAAAAAAACUGCUUUCCCCAGUUAUUUUUCUUGAAAUUAAAUUUUCAGAGAGCAGAAGAUAUUUAUAGGGUAGUUGGCAGUGGUGAUAAUGAGGACUGGUAUGCAUGUGAGUGUGUGGUGUAUGUGUGUGCAUGCGUGUCUUUGUUGGUUUAUGGGGUCAUUUCUUGGAGGAGUCUGGUGCAUUUCACUUUUCUCAAUAGUUCCUGACAAAUACAAGCCAUUGGUGAAUGAGCUCAUAUUCCACUCAAGGUCAAUUAAUCGUGCAGAAGUCAUAAUGCUUGGGAGGUCAAGGUCCUUCUUAGUGGCGAUGCCAGUGCGAAUUCUGUGUUUGAAAUUCCGGUUCCUUUUGGGGGAAGGUCUCCUGCUCACUAGCUUAAUUCCAUGUGUAUGUCCUUGUCCUUGCCCUUGGGUUCAGCCCCGUUGGGGGGAAUGUGCUUCUGGACUUGUGUCCUCUUGGAAAGACCUUAAUGAGUGUGGGUUUGAGCGCCAUUAAUGCAAGAUAACUUUGCCACUCCCUACUUCUCUUGGCAGCCUUCAUUAAAGAAGGAAAGAAUUCACUUAGCUCACAUCACACUGUUGUGGCUGGAAGGGAACCCUCGCUAAUUAAUACGAGAAAUUUGUUUUGUGUCCUUGGUUAAAAAAAAAAAAAGGCGGUGCAGGUUGGUGUUGUCCACAGAAGCUUCUUGUCACUCUGACCUGUUCUGUUAAGUGUUUGAUGCGUUUUCUCAGAGUAAUCUGUGAGUAACAUUGGAGCCCAGGCAGAGAGAAACCGAGGGAGCAAUGGCAGAAUUAAUAUCUGAGAGCGUUGAUAAUUAUAUAUCAGAAUCUAAUUUUUAGCACAGAAAAUGUGUUAAUGACAGAGAGGAAAACAAAAACCACUAGCAUCUCCCAGCAGGCCCCAAAGUGUCAUUUAUUAUUUCUCAGCUGGGUAUCUAUCAAGUUUAUGGGUUAAUUUUUCUGUAGACUGUUAUUUAUGGGUUUUUGUUUGUUUUCAGCCAUCAUUACUAACAAUACGGUUAAUAGCAAUCAUUUGUUACCCAGCACUAGGCGUGAUGCCUCAGAUGAGAGCACUGAACUGAGAAUACUCAUUUGGUAGCUGAAUAAGGCCCUGACAGGGCCCAUUUAUAACAAGCUCAUUCUAUAAUGUCCAUCCUAUUAAUAAAAUUUUGCUGCUGUCUAAUUAGAGAUGUCUGAUGUGGAUAGGAGCGCAGCGGAGGAGACUUUUUGCUGCUGCUUUUUUUUUUAAACUCCCUUCCCUGGUCUCUCCUGUCACAGCCCAGUUCAUGUGGGAAUGUGGGUUUGAGAAACAAAAGGAGUGAGGAGCGAGCUGAGGAUGGAGGCUUGGGGUGCAAUGCGUGGUGGCAGUGUGGCGUGAGGACUGAAGGCAGGAGUUCUGUGGGCUGUCCAGUCCCUCUCUUUUCUUUUCAUCCCGUGGGUCAUCUGCCUGGGUCAGUCAUUGGCAGUUUGCCUUUUAACUGCAACCGUACACGGCGCGACCACAAGAUCCUGUGAUUGCUUUCCUAACAAAGACCCCAAACCUAGACAUUCAAGCCUGUGCAGAAGUCUUCCAAGUCAUUGCGAUUGCGCCGUAAGGUAGCACAUUUGUUCUUAUGCCACUGCCAAGUCUCAGAGAAUUCCGGAAACACCUCUCGGUUUGUUUGCAGAUGCAGUCUAAUGGUGUUUCAGUAAAAAAGUGAGUAGUCUCCGCAGAUAACAAUUUGCAGUGAUGUAGAAGCCAUCACUCUGAGUGUUUUGUGGUGGUCCUGCUAUGGAUCAAGAGACUGAUGGAGUUCAGUCACUUUUUUUUUCUUUAUCCCAAAAAUCCUUUUUUUUUUUUUUUUUUUUUGGCUUUCAUUGUUGUUAAUUAGGAAUGUGCCGACCUAUUAGAGAACUUGAAUUCCAACAGCCAACAGCUGCUUCCACAUACCGACGUCCUUGUUUUGUAGUGAAAUGGUUUGGGAUACAUUUCUGAAUUGUUGGUCUUGUCUCCUCUCCAUUCCGAACAGACGAGUUGAUGAAUUGUUGUGAGGUUCAAGUCACAUUCCUGAACAUACUUAGCCACGUUUCUUCUCCAGUGCUAGCUCACUGCUAUUAUACUUAAUUUUGGGGGGGGAGUACCAUCUAUAGAAAAACCCACCCCCACCAAACCCCUUUAGAGUCAUUUUAGGCACUGUUGUACAAACAGUUUUACUAAUUUUAUUCCUGAUAAGGUUUUUUUGAGGGUUAAUACAAAAAUGUAUACAGCACACACCAAUUUUUAUCCUCACAAUGAAGCUUAUUGUGAAGUUUGCUCUGUUUAGAGGGGAAAAAGGAAUUUAGAAUUCAAGAGCAAGAUAUUUCCCGAGUUCGGCGAGUGCUCGGAAUCACGCACCUUUGAAUGAAGAGCAGCCGCUCAGGCAGUACGCUCUAGAAUGUUUUCAGAUAGUUUUGUUGCUAGGUAACUAUUUUUUUUCCCUCUUUAGUAAGCUUUUCCCUCCCGCCCUGUGAAAUGUUUUGCAAAUGAUCUUUCAAAUAAAAGCGAUCGUCUAAUAUUUUUCUCCAACCUUAUCUGUUUGAUUUUUGCACAUGAAACUUUUUUUUUUUUAAAUACAGCUUUGAAACAUUUCCAUUCUCAGCUGGCGAGGAAGGCGCUGUCUAGAGUGGAGCUUGUGCAGGCCUGGCUAGUGGACUGCUUCCACUCCCACUCCCCUCCACCCCCAGCUGCACUUACUACAGCUUAUCAGGCCUUCAUUAGUGCUACAUUUUCUUCCUGUGAUUCCUAUUGAUGUGUGGUCCAGAAAGCUGGAUUGAGCCUCCACCUGACUGGUGUGCAAAUUGUUUUAGAAAAUUCAGCAAACAUCUCUCUCCAUUAUCCCUCCCCUCAUCUGCAGCGCCCCCCUCCCCUCGGUUUCCCCCUCUCCUCGGUGUCUGUCUCUCUUGCAUUCCCCUCGGUAGGAAAGGUGAAAAGCAGGACGAUAGGAAUCAGGUUGAGUAUUAGUGUUUUUGCUGGCCUGUGCAAUAGAGAACGACAAGCGGCCCGGCCGGGCCCUCUGUCAGCAGAACGCGGUGCGGGCGGGGCGGCGGGAGGCGGGGGCUCCGCCGCGGCCUGGGAUGGCUGCAAUGUGAUUGUGAGCCCCACGAUGAAGUCAGCACUGACAAACUGAGGGGAUUGAUGGAUGGACAAAGCGGGGAACUGGAUGUGAGAAUGGAUGAGGGCAGAGGGGGAAUUUAACACAGACAAACAGAAUGAAAGACAGAGAGGAAUUGCCUGCUGAAGUAUGCCCGCCCUUAGCUCCCACAGCAAUUUACUGGCUGCUAACCCAACACCCAAGGAUCCUUUGCAUCUUUGCAGAUUUCCCUGCCAGCCGGGGCCCAGGGACAGCCACAGAUCUCUGCUGGCCUGGGCCAGGCUUUCUCUUUGAACCUCCUCCCACCCCACUCUGCCGGCUACGUUCACCUGCGCUCAUUUAAUUCAAACUGAGCAGCUGAUUAUUCCCAAUAAGUUCACACAGUGUGGCUGCUGAAUAAAUUUUCUUCCCUGCCAUUAUUUGAAUGUUUCCACUAAAUUUACUUUAAUCAGUUAUUGUUGCUUUUGUGUGGUAAAUAAUGAUAUUUACCUGCUCCUUUGGAAAAUGAUGGUUGGGGAAAGAGAUUUUUUGUCACAUAAGGAAGGCGUGGGAUAGUGGGGUGAUGCCUGCAGGAAUGGAGAUGACAGUGCAGGAAAAAGUUGGUGGCUUCGUACCCUUCCUCGGGCCGUGCGUGUUACUGUAUGGCUACAGAUUUAGAGCUGGUCACCCUUUAUUUCAAAGCACCAAAGGUAUUCUAGCCCAAACCCCAAAUAUGUUACAUUAGCAAAGAGAAAAUUAAUUGGGAGAGAAAGAAAAGGUGAAUUGUUUUUUCUUAAGAGAAGUGGCAAGUAUUGCGUAUUUGAUAACAGGUUUCUUAUUUAUAGAGGUUAUUUCAGAAAAUAAGUCUGUGGUCAGAAAGCUGUCUUAUUUAUUUAUUUUUGAAAUUAUUCGGUUGGUGAUUGUGCAAAGCAACAGAAAGGAAAUCAAAUUAUUUUGGUUUAAUACCAUACUCAAAUAUGUGGUUUAUUUUUCAGAUUUUGUUUUCUUGUUUGAAUAAGGAAAGCAACUUUGUGAAACCAGUUGGUUUAAAGGCCUCAAACAUGAGAUAGUGUUAUUAAAAUUCCAAAAGAGAAACCUGAUGAAACAAAACACAGCAUUUGUUUGGAGAGCGAAGAAGAAGCUUGUUCCCAACAUAAUACCAUCCAGCCUUGUUUCAAAAUGAGCCACUAUAUGAGGGAACUUCAAAAAGUUCAUGGAAAAAUAGGAAAGAAAUAUAUUUUGGUGCAAAGAGUUUGAAGUGCAUGCACGUUUUUCCACACUGUGCAUUUUCCGUGAGCUUUUUGAAGACGCUUUGUAUUUUCAGUAUUUUUAAAAAAUAUUUAUUUAUUUAUUUUAAUGUUAGAGCCACACAGAGAGAGAGAAGGGGAGAGGAAAUGAAAUAGAGGGAGAGGGAGUGGUAGAGAGGAAGAUAGGGAGAAAGCUGGAGGGAGAGAAGGAGAGAGAGAGAGAAGGAUUCCAUCCUCUGGUUCACUCCUCAAAUGGCUGCAACAGCUAGGACUAGGUCAGGCCAAAGCCAUGAGUCAGGAGCUUCCUCUGGAUCUCCCACAUGGGUGGCAGGGGCCCAACCACUUUGGCCAUCCUCCGUUGCCUGCCCAGGCACAUUAGCUGGGAGUUGGAUUGAAGUGAAGCAGCCAUGUCUUGAACUAGCACCCAUAUGGGAUGUUGGCAUAGCAGGAGGUAGCUUUACCCACUGUGCCACAAUGCUUGCCCCAUAUUUUCAGCAUUUUUAAGAAACUUAGGACCUUAGGGUACUGGUGGAAUCUGUUUCUUUUUUUUCAUACAUUGAAGAAUGCUUUGUAUCUUAGGGUUGAUGCUGAUGAGUUGUACUAUUUCCUUUAUCCACCACUUCCCACCGAAAUAUAAAGUUGGUUCUUUCUCUCUCCCUCCAUCUUUCUCCUUUAUCUCCUCCUCCCAAAAGAAGUAGCUUGAAAAAAUUGUCUCUGAUUUUUUUGGCUCUGUAAUGCAAUUUUUUUUAUUAAUGAAUGCUAAUCUACAUGUUCUCACAACAUUGCAUAAUUUACUUUUAAAAGUAUUAGUUUAUUUUACUUGAAAGAGAAACACACACACAGAAUCAGAAAUCUCUCACCCACUAGGUCACUCCUUAAAUGCCCAUGAACAGCCAGGGCUGGGUUAUGCUAAACCCAGGAGUUGGAAACUCAGUCCAGGUCUCCCAUGUGGGUGGCAGGGACCCAACGACCCAUCCCUUGCUGCCUUCCAGGGUGCACAUUAGCAGGAAGCUAGAUCAGGAAUGGAGCUGAGAGCCUGAAUAGAGGUGCUGUGUUAGGGGGUACAGGUGUCCCCGGUGGUGUCUCAAUUGCUAUGCCACAUGCUUGAUCCCCAACACAGCUGGUUUUGAACCUGAUACUUUCUGAUGACAUACCUCCAGGGUGCCUUUACUUCUCUCCUGAGAUUUCAUGGAAGAACAUUUUAAGAAAUUGAGUGGGGCCGGCGCUGUGGCUCACUCAGUUAAUCCUCCGCCUGUGGCACCGGCAUCCCAUAUGGACGCGGGGUUCUAGUCCCGGUUGCUCCCCUUCCAGUCUAGCUCUCUGCUGUGGCCUGGGAAGGCAGUGGAGGAUGGCCCAAGUGCUUGGGCCCCUGCACCCGCAUGGGAGACCAGGAGGAAGCACCUGGCUCCUGGCUUCAGAUCAGUGUAGCUCCGGCCGCAGCGGCCAUUUUAGAAGGGCUGUUGAGCACCCCUCAAACACAUUAACAUCUCCUUUAUGGCUGAGGCCAAGGUCUUGGGAAAAGAGCUAUGGACUUGCUAGAUACGAGUGUGAGUUACACAAAGAAGUGAAGAAGUUAUCUACUGCAUGGAGCUCUGUGUGACCUAGUUUCAGGCAUGCCAUAGAUGAUCUUUCACCCAGUACAAGUCCAGAAGUGGAUUUGUCCUCAUGCUCACAGCAGGUCCUUGUCUGGCCUAGAGGUCAUGCCACCCUCCUGUGGUUAUCCAGCAUCCUUUAGGCACAAUCAGAGCUACCUGACCACUUGGGUGCUGUAUUGUGUAUCAGUCUUGGUAGGGAUUGGUUUUUCACAGGUUUGACCAAUAAUUUAAUGAGAAAUAAAAUUAAGUUUAUUAAAGCUGGCUCACAUGUGGCCCAGAGAUUUGGCUUCAUAUAAUAGAUCACAUGGAUUUCUAGUCUUUUUUUUUUUUUUUUUUUUUUUUUGUAACCUGGACUCCUGGCAUACCACAGAGAUCUGGGAGAAACUUUCAAGGAAAGGAUAAUGUCCCUUCUAUUGCAUGGAGUCCUGAUUUGUAGAGGUAGGUCUACUUGCCUUGGGUAUCUACUUGCCUUUGAUCAUCAUACUGGAUUUACUAGCGCAUCCCAUAAGAAUCACUGCAACUGUGCAAUCCAGGAGAAUGCUCACUGGGGCCUGAGCCCCGCCUCCUCAGAUACUUUGAGCUGGUAGGAGGGGCUGAAGUGUGUGCCAGGUUGUUUGUAUUUGUUUUUGUGAAAGUCCUUUGGAGGAUUCUGCUGAGUGUUCUGAGACCGUAGCCUCCCUCUUCUGUGUUCCUUGUGAGUCCCUGUGGGUGAUGCUGGGGCAUCAUCCCUCUCAGUCUCCAUCUUUUCUACCUUUGCGUUGGAUGGUAAUAAACAAGGAAAGUUUCCUUUGGUUUUGUUUAAUGCCUCUCAAUUUAUUUUUCCCUUUAUUGUAGACAUGAAUAUGGUCCCUGUAGAAAGUUAAAAAAAAUUGGGAAGUUCCAAAGGACAAAAAUACUUGUAAUUCCACCCCUUAGAAAUUAUCAGUGCUAGAAUUUUGUUGUCUAUCUUCUCUGCAAUUUAAAACAUACAUAUUCAUAGCACUUCAGAAAACCGGAAUCAUAGAAUCUUCCUUAGGAUGUCUUUGCGCGUACUCAUAUGUAUUUUGAACAUUCUUUCAUGUCAGUAAUGAUUACUUUGAGAUACAGUGUUUCAUGGAGGACCAAGAUAUUUGGCCAAACUUUGUUUGCCAGUCUCAUGUUGUUGGACAUUGAGGUUACUUAAGUCAUUUUCCCAUAUGAAUAGUGCUGUGAUGAACUUUGAUCUAAGUGGCAAUUGGAGAUAAACUGAUUAUUAUUUUUUGAACAGGUGUUUAUCCUUCCUUCUUUCCAUCCCUCUGUCCACCUAUCCCUUAUGUAUGAACUCUUGAAGGAUUGUGAUAGAGAACCCAUGUCUGCCUCAUGCCAGCGGUCUCUUCUGAGAGCCCUGGAGAAUGUAAAUUGCUCACUAAGUUAUUGUGGUCCGUCAGUAUUAUUAAUACUGCUGGUAUCAUGGUCAUCUGCUUUAGAAUGAUCAAUAAUAAGACAUAGUAGUGUUGGAGGAGACAUCCUGAAAGAUGAAGGCAUCCAGGAUAUCAGCCCCACCUGGUACAAUCAGAGCAGCACGACUUCCAGGGUUUCACAAUAGUUUUUUUUUUUUUUUUAAAGAAAGUUUUACUGCUAACCAAUUGAUCUAACUCCAUUCCUCCCCUAGAUGAAGGUACUACAGCUUAGACACAUUGUGACUGAUGUAUUUCACAGCUUACUCUGUAAGCCUCUUUUUGUUGAGUAUUCUGUUACUUGCAACCUAAAGCAUUUUCAAGAAUAUAAAAUUCUUGGAACAAUAUCCUCUGUCCAGUGCACUGGAAUUAAGAUGUGCUCAUGGGGUACCUGCAAGACCCUCCUCGACUCUACACUAGGUAGGACAAAGGUGGAGCUACACCUCUGACAUUGAUGGCAAGUCUUGUAUGCACUUGGGUUCAAGCUAGCAGGUGGCCUUAGCCUCUAUUCUCUGCGUGGGAACAGAGACCCUGAGGUUCCAUGAUGCAGUUUGAACUGAGCCCCUCCUCUCCUGCUGCCUCCUCACAUGACUCUCGCACGGGUCUAUCUUCAUAAACGGUAAUUUCAGUAGCCCAUUUACUCCACAUAAAAGGUGAGUGACUCCGUUUAUAAUAAGUCUCAGUGUGGUGCACAUGCUAUCAUUCCCUUCAUUUGACCUUGGUGGAACAGGCUGAUGGGGCAGUGAAAAGGACGAUAUGAAAAAUGAGUGAGCAGAGCGAAGUGAGCAGUGAAUCAGUCUUGGGUGUGAUUAGCUGUGAAAAAUCCCAGCAGUAUGACUAGAGUCACUCUUUCCUUAUUCCUUGCCUCUCUUCCAUGAUCUCUCAUCAGCUGCCCCACAAGUGAAUUUGCCCAUGUGGCUGCCGAGUUCCCAUCGUUGGCCAUCACAUCCUUUCAGAGCUUCCUGAAUGGCGAGAUCUGGGGUGUGGGGAGUUGGGCUCAGUGAGAUAAAUUGUAUUUGGGGUUUGGGUCUGGGGUCAGGCUGGUGCAGCUCAGCUGAAGCCUUUUUGGGCAUCCCUUCUGGGGACAUGUUGAGAAGACGUGAGUAUGACAGAGUGACUUCAGGAGGUGUUGUAAAUCUGCAAUUAUACCCGGGACUCAGUGACUUGCAGUUGAGGUCUCCAUCAGCUCCGUUUGCAGAGUCAAGCCCUAUAAAAGCAGGGCGAUGGGGUGGUAAAUCAAGCUUCCCGGGGAAUGGUGAGAUCCUGCCGCAGAAGGCUGGAGCACAUAAAACGGGAACUUGCCUUUAAUGGCUCUUACCACUAUGCAGCAGAGGCCACCUUGGUGGCACACCUAGCCGUUUUUGGAAUAGCAUUUCCUGAUGCCUUGGGUCUCUUAUAGGGAUGCUGUGCUUGGAUGCCCCUUAUCUGUGAUGUCCGUAGGACAGGAGUCAAGGGGGGAGAGGGUCAUGAGUGGCUGGUGAGGCUUCACAUGGCUGACACAACGAGACAAUAGAGGGUUGCCUCUGUAUCAUCAGCACCUACAGGUGUUGCCUUCCUGCUCUGCAGAUGGCUUGUGUUCAUCUUAGGAACCAGCAUAGGGUAGAGUGUUCAUGGAAAAUGGAUAUCUACUGACAGGUUCUCUGAUGGCCACUGUGGGCGUGUUCUUUAUUUAGACCUUGAGCAUGUAUUCUCUGAGCACUGAGCAAAAUUUAGUAGUUCUGCCAUUUUAGACAAGGUAUGUCCUACUUACUGGGAAAAAUUAGUUAGGAUUAUUUCUAAGUGUUUAAAAUGUUGUAUUGCCUCAAGAUGUUGUCUCCAGCAAGUAUGUGAGCAUUGGUUUUUGGAGGAUGAGUUACAUGAAGAGUACAUGGUAACUAGCUUUUCACGUUUUCCUGUCUGAAUGGGCCCUGGUUUUCCUUGAGGUGGUCAAAUACUGCAGUCUUACUUAUUGUGCAUCAGUUGUUGCCAUCACAGUGUUGCUUGAUGAGAUAGCCACAUGUAGUGGCACUCGAUGAUAAGCUGGUAUAAUCACAUGUGCGGCUCUGUGAGUUGGCUGGGGAAGCUUCAGCCCAUGCUGGCUUGGCUAGGCUGGUCUGUGUGCUUUCCUCCAUAUUUCUCUUUUGACUGGAGCAAAUGGACUUUCCAGGCAAGUUUGUCUUACUUGGAGUGUUAGAUGCUCUCAGCAGGGUGGUAGAAAUAAUUGUACCAUUAGACUUUGACUCAGAGCUGGCCCAUUGUUAUGUCAUUCCUUAUGCUAUGAGCCUAAGGAAGUCUUGUAGCAAGGCCAUCACCAGUGGGCUGGGGAUAAGAUACUCCGGUGAUAGUGACUAUAAAAUCACGUGGCAGGGUGCCUAGGCCCAGGAAGAAUGAAGAAUUGAGAACAAUUUUGUAAUGCAAGUUCUUUGUUGUUUUCAUCAGCAUGUGAAUUAUUAAGCAUCUGUUAUGAACCUGGUUUGAUUCUCCAUCAGAACUAAGAUGAUAUUCACUUUGAGUGUUUUCACAACUUUCAGAUAGCUUAGGUGGAUUAGUAUGGUCUCGUGUAGAAAAUAGAAUAGGUAUUUAGAAAAGGCAUUUAAAAAAAGGAGUGGAGUUUGGAAAUAAGAAUGGUGGACAUCACUGUGUGUUCUUUGUUAUUUUGGUGAAAUUCACAGCUGUGUUUGUGAGUUAUUGUUGUAGGCAACAAGGAUAAUAUCUCAAAGAGGACAAAUACCUCUGUCACUCAACAUUUUCUCCUGUCCUGGUUGUGAAUUUUAGAUAUGUGGCUGACUUGAGCUCAUAGAAUACAGUGAAGCAGAUUAACAAAUCAUCACAAAAAGCCCAAAGAGAAUAAGAAGAGAAAUAGGUUAGGGUAAAUUUUCAUUUGGCAUUCAUUUCCCCAAAGAUAGACUCACUCAGCAAACAUUACAAGAUUGACAAUUGGGUAUUAGAUGCAUAACAUGUCCAAACAGUUAAGCUGUUCUUCAAUUAACACCCAACCCUGAAAUGCCAUAUGGGCUACCAAGUCUAGCAAGGAUGUAGGAAAUUUGGCAGGAGUCCAGAGGAACUGUAGACAUAACAAUACGUUGAGAAACGAUGGAGCCUACGAGCUUUAUAGGAUCAGCAUUAUUUGCCUAAGGAGGAGAAGCUUGAAGGAUGCUCUUCGUGUGCACAGGGAGUGGGUCUGUGUGAGAAGGUUCUAUGUGAAUAAAAGACAUUUACAUGUAAAUGUGUUCACAUUAAGUCAGCCCUUAACUUCACAUGUGAGGUUUACGUGUAAGUCCAUUCAUGUUAAGUUAGAACUUCUCUCACUUGCUAUGUCUUGUAGUGGUGACCCAAGGUGUGUCUCUCUUGUAGGGUAUCUAUUCAGGGCUGAUUUAAUUUUAACUUGUAAGCACGGGGUCAUGGAUGGUUGCUAUCCCGUGUGGUUAUGUAUUGUUCUCUGCUGAGGCAGGGAGACUAAAUGUGUUCAGAAAACCUGUUUCUGGAUGUUGAGAGAGGAGGUAGGACUCUGUACAGCCUUGGGGAUCACUGGCUGAGGCUGAGUAUUCUGUCUUCUCAUGCUAUGGGAGGGCCACGGCUAGUCUCUGUGAGUGGGAGGCCCACAGGCUGUGUCACAGAGACUGCCAUCAGAAACGAAAGGCCUGCUAUCCAAAUUAAUCUGUAAGCUGAAUAUGAUAGGAGAAACUUUCAGGUUGUGAGGGGAAGUUUUCUUCCUUGUGUUUUAUUUUUUGAUGAUUUAUGCAAAGGCCUUGUAAAUGAGAUGCAAAAGCCCAAAGUUCUCCUGUGUACCUGAAGUACACGUUGACAACAUCUCUCUUAUUUAAAACACAAAUUUAAUGAGGAAAAUGGCAUACUCCUCGUGUUGUUUUCUACUUAGCCCAGAAUUACCAUAUAUCACACUCUAAGAUUGUUUUCUUAAAUUUGCAGUAAUAUAGAUUAUUGAGUCUAUGUCUUCCCAUAUAAUCCAAAAUUUGAGAAGUUUUACUCGUACGUUAAACUUUGGUAAAAUAAGAAAAUUAUACACAUGGGAAGGAAGGGAAAAUCAGCAGUGAAAACGAAGGCACAGGAAGGAAGCAUUAUACUUUUGAGAGCAAAAGAGCAGGGGCCAUAGGAUUUUAUUUCUCUCUUGCUGUUUGUAGACCCUUUACGUGCGUCACUUCUCAUGUCUGAUGUUUCCGUCUGUGCAGGAGAAGGCUUGGAGUUCAUCUCACGAUUCCCUCCAGUUCUAAAACCCUUUGAUGUGUGGUUUGUGUUAAAACUCCCUUGCAGGAGCAGCAGUGUUUACCUCUGCCCAUUUUGCGGGUGCAGAUAGUCUCCCAAGGUCAGGCUCUGUGCAGCCUCAGUGAGCGGUCUCCAGGUUGCUUAGUAAAAGGGUGUCCAGUUGAGAAUAUCAACCCCAGGACCACUCCCCUGCUCCCUUGCUUCCUUCUCAAGUGGUUAAUUCCAUGUGGUGCAUUUUCCUGUUGGUCCUGAACUCUGCCUCAGAAUUCUUGUCAUCUCAACCUUCACCUACCAGGUGACCAGGCUUAACAAUGACAGUGAAACCUCUUUAUUCUCCUUGGCCCUGGGUAUGUGGACUUCUGAAAAUUCAGAGAUUAGAACAGAGGGUGGCAAUCUAUGAAAAAAUAGACAUGUACCUCAAAAGCUUCUAGUUUAAAGUAUUGGGUAAGAAGCCUGAGAGACUGUGAGGAGAAGUCAUCGAGGGCAGGAGUUAGUCUGGAUUUCUUGAAGAUGUUUUGAAUCUCUAGAGUGAACUUUUUUUAACCGUGCAGUCUUAUCCUGUGGGUUCGGAGGAUACCGUGGAAGCUAGGUUGCAGUGGUAGACAACAGGUAACUUUUCCACAACAUGGUAGUUUUUUACAUAACCAUUUUGUGUUGGGUGCAGUCUGAGACUGUUUGUAAAAAGCUCACAGUACGUGACACUAGCCUUCCAGCCUAGCAGUUUCAAAGCUGUCCAGGCUUUGGGAGUUGUCACUUUGCACCCUGGAUAGCUCUCUGCUCUGAGUGUCUUUAAAGAUGGGGCUGAGAGGGUGUGUGAGGAUGGGGAAGAAUUUGCUGUCUGAUGACACAGAGAAGGAAAAGGUCAUGAUCCAUACAUGUAUUUAUAUACAUUAUACAUAUAAUGUAUAUGUAAUAUCUGUCUAAAUUUUAAGGCACUUAUUCUAAAUAUUCUCAAUUUGAAAUUUACAGUAAGAAUGGUGCGAAGAAGAAAAAUAUAUUAAGAUUUGGAGUUUCAUUGUGUGUAUAAAAGGCUGUUGUCAAAUCCCUUGACUUUAACAGGAAUUAAAAAAUGCCCCCAGUGGUAGAUUAUUCGGGAUUCUCGGUGUAUGCUCUGGCUGGACCUGGGUCCUCAGAUUGCAGGCAGUACUGCUAGGACGCUGUGCUCAGCUCUCUGUCCCCAGCUCAGCUCAGUUAUGUGCGAAGGUCCUUUUCUGGAUGACGUAUCAUGUUGUAUUCCAAAGUACACUUUCUUUUAAUUUACAACUUAAUUUUCAACCUAAUUCAGAAGAUUGAUACUAUAAUGCUAUUUGCAGAAGUAUUGAAAUGUCAGUAAGUUUUAUUGUAGUAAUAAAGAGUAUUCCAUAUAUCACACACUCUGUAGGGAUCCUUGCUUUUUGCAUAGAUCUUCAUAGCAACAACUGGUGGCUAAAUGCUGGCAAUCAUUAAUUUUUAAAGAAGACGUGGUUAUGACGAGUUGAGGAAUUAAGGCUGGUGGUGAGGAAUGAACUUUAAUUUUUUUGACACCUUUUUUUGGGGGGGUUGCAUACUAAGGUGAGGCGACAGCAAGAUGAUAAAAAAUGGCCCAAAUCCCAGGUUCCUAAUACUUAAAAUGCUGUCUGCUCGUAAAAAGAUUUUAGUCAGAGAGAGGCCAUCUUUGAGCUCCUCGUAACAAAUGGGUAUCAGUGGCCCAUGAAAUAAUCAAUGCCACUAAUCCAUCCUAGGGCCUGCCAAUAUGUUAAUGGCCCUGGUGCAUCGUUAUUGCUACAAGACCAUAAAUCAUCCCAGUACCAGAAUGCAUCGCUGUCGAGGCCUCAAACCCCUCGCCUGGAAUAAAAUGCUGUCUCCUAACAAUUAAAGUCCAAACAUUUUGCAGCUUUGUGCCUUGAUUGUUUUCAGAUGCUAAAAAAGUAAGUAGGACAGAUUGUAAAUCAAUAAAACUAUAAGACAAAGUGUUUUAAUAAUAGGGAGGUUCAGAGUAAAUCAUAGUUCCGUGUUUAUUAUUGCUUUUGGGGUUAUAAAUAAAGAGUUACUUUCUGCUACCCAGCAAGGCUACCAAGUUAACAUGGGGACACUAGGUCUGGGGCUAGCCUCUCAGAAUGCGAUUUCCUCCAAUUUGGGUUCACUUGAGCCACAAACCCAACUCUGUUGUAGGCACUGAUUCGUAUAUAGCAGACGGGUAUGGGAGCCAGUUCAAUGAGGCGGGGCUUCUUGUUGACAAACAGCAGGAAAAUGGCUUCGUGGGCAGCAUCAGGCUUCGAAUGGUCAUUGUGGUGACAUUUCAGUGUGGUUAGUUGUUUGCCUUUGGUGACAUGAGUGAUGGAAUCUACCUAAAGCAUCACGCAGGUUGAUUUGGGGUGCUUAGGGGCCUCUCCUGCUUUCCUUUGCAUUGACUUAUCUGGCCCAGGAGGUCAACUUUGCCUGUAUUGUGGACAAAACUCGGCAUCUAUUUGGGAAACAGAGUUGCAUCCGAUUGAUCUGAUUCCCUGUGGUCCGUGUCCAUUUAGUCUGCUAUUGAAGGAGUUGGGAAACACGAUAGGAAGUCAUUAGCUCCACCUCUACAGACAAAGUUUAUUUGUGCCCAUUAUGGUGCUCCUUGUCCUACAGCUGUACUUUUCGGCAAGCACCCUUGUGCAUUGACAGUGGUCAGAUACUCAACCUGGGAAAGUGGGCUUGUCAUUUGCUUGGGAGCAAGAUGCUCAGUGAAACUGCCCUGAUGAGCUGGAUUCUGACCACGAAGGGGGUUGGGCUGAGCCCAUUUCCCAUGCCAGACUGAAUGCUGUAACAAACAGAAAGUCAACAAUGAGUGGCAACCGGGCAGAAUGUGGUGUCUUGGGUACCUAUGGAUUUUAGUUAACUGUGAUGCUGAAAAGACCCUGUUUCCAUACCAAUACCAUGAAAUGUCACAUUCCCAGUACACAUUCAUCAACUGGCGUAAAGCAGGAGAAGGAAGACGCCUUGGCCUCUGGCGAGAUGCCCCUCUCUUGCCUUUGUGCACCCCCAGCUCGAAUGGGUAUUUGUAGUUUAUUUUGGUGCUCGGGAAAUAGCACAGGAAAAGGCCAGAAAAACAGUGGCUCCAUAUAGACAGAAAGACAAUUAAAACUGAUAUGACUCUUAACAGAAGUGGCAAGAGCAGGCAGGAUGGAAGUAAUUUAUUCAACGAAUUGUCCAAAUACAUAAAAUUGCACUGAUGUAUGGUGUGGCAGUGGGACAGUGGAAAAUUUGAUAGUUGUUUCCGUUGUGUGAAUCACUCAGACAGGAUGCCUUUGUGAAGUGUGGGGGUUUGUUUAAUGUUCUGACAACAAUUUAGAUCCUGUUAUGGUUAUUGCAGUGUAAUGCCGUAGUAAAAAUUGAACAUGACACACCAGCAAUUUAUUAUUUGUGUGUUUUUUAACCUUGAGUAUCGGAUUGUUUGUCCAAGCAUAUCCUUUGAUUUGCUAUGAAAUUUGUUGUUGAUAAAAACAAUCAGAUUUCCAUUAGAAGCAAAAAAAAUUAUUAUUAUUAUUUUUUUUCGCCAUGAACAGUAGAUUUAGGGAAAAAAAUUCAGGCUAGGCUGCAGGACUUAUGACAGGUAGACUCAUGACAUUAUAUGGUAAUUCAGCAUGAAAGAAUAAUUGUGACACUCUACUUGGUUGUGGAGUAUAAUCGUGCUGUGAGGUUCAAUUCACUGAAAGGCCAAAUUAUCUUCAACUGCAUUAGUCUGACAACCUGUAAUGCUCUGCCGAGGCAAUUUGUAGAUGUUUCACAGAGUGCCAGCAAACAGGGCUCCCCAUUAUGCCACCCAUUAACAAAUUUGUGUAGGGAAAAAAGUAACUUUUCCAUUUUCCCGACUGUUUUCAAGCUUUGCAACAUAAUAAAUAUCUAAUAGUAGUAUUUGCAUCACCAUUUACUCUCUGAGUUUUAGAAGUUAUCUGUGGCAUGGGAGGAAAGAUUGAUCUCUGAGGCCACACAGCCUGAGCAACGUUGACAUUGUCUUCAACCUGAAGAACUGUGUGGUGUCAUGAAAAGAGGCCAACAUUUGCACACUGUAGACCUAUGCUCUGCUUGGAACUCAGCCCCAGCCCUUUCUGCAGUCAGUUCUUAGGCUCUCACUCUGGAUUUCAGUUGUCCUUUCUCUAAAUUGGGAACUUUCACAUUGCUAAGAAUCUCCACAACAGGACUCAACCGAGGACUUCUUGGUAUUGUUCCAAGCUAUUGUCAGGCAGUCUUUCUGGAGAAGCUGAGGAGUAGCAGAGUAUUGCUGGUUGUGUACUGCUGCUGGUUUUAGGGAAUGGAGUCACAGGAUCACCAAGGGUGAGACUCUGUCAGUGCUGUCACUUGGGGUUGAAUGUCCUGCUGGAGUGUGUUUUGUGGGAUUGCACCUGCCUAUGGAUACCUAUCUCCAGUACAAAACCCAGGACUAUGCCAAACUGGAUUGCUCGACUUUUAUCAUCUCAGACACGGCAUGAGAACAUUAGCUUUUCUUGAAAGGGAGAAUAAAGCUGCUUCUUUGCUAUUGAAGUUUAGGGACACUGGGGGCAGGUGUGUGGCACAAUGGUUAAGUCACCACUUGGGAUGCCUGCCCCCAGUGUCAGCAAGUGUGAUUUGAGUCCCAGCUCCUCUGUUUCAGAUCCAGUUUCCUGCUAAUGCACACGUUGGCUCAGGUGCUUGGGUGCCUGCCACCCAUAUCAGAGACCUGAAUAUAGUGCUGGUCUCCAAGUUUCUGUCUGGCCUAGCCCUGGCUGUGGUUAAGCAUUUGGAGAGUGAACCAGCAGAUGGAAGAUCUCCAUGUUUCUGUCUCUCUGCCUUUCAAAUUUAAAUAAAAAUUAAAAAGAUAGAAACAAAAAGAAAUUUAGGGUUAUAGUAUAGUUACUGAUUUAAAAAUCCAUCCAUUGAUGUUAUCAGGCGAGUCCUUAAAAUGUUGAUUAUGUGUGCAGGUGUUUCUUCUUGUGGGGAUGUGCAGAGCUGUUUGGCCAAGUGUCUGAAGUAUGAGGGUGUUUCAGAAAAUUAAUGGAAAAAAAUGAAUUAAAAGAGUCACUUAUUUUGGUGAAAUUACUCAUAUCCUUGUAUUUUUUCAUAAUAUGCAUUUUCAGAGACCUUUGUGGUAGGCCUCCAUGUGCAUGCAUUUCAAAAACAUGUUUGCAUCAAAAUUAACUUACCUUGAAUUCUGUUUCCCUUGUGCUUUUUGAAAUGCCUCAUAUGUAAUAGGAAUUUUCCAUUUUCACUGGAACUUUGGGAUCUGGGGAAUCCAGUUGCUCUCUUCCUAAAGGUCAAUGCCACUUUUAUCUUUGUCUUUUCACUUUAUUUCUGCGAGCUUCUGCUCGGUUCCUGAGGGUGGGCACUCCUGGGUGGAAAUGAAGUUUACAGGGAUGGUCGGCUUACAAGGCAAGGCUGGCCCAGCAGAGGUGGCCCGAGAGGACCUUUUUCUUCUUUGUUUCCCCUUGCUCAAGGGAAUUUAUAAGAGAGUCCCAAGGGACGAAUGGGCCUGGGAACAAAGCAAUCUAUCUCCAGUAAUUGAUUUAUAAUUUAUGGUUUUAUGAACUGUCAAACUUCCUACCCUGUUUUUUGGGUAGGGUUGUAUAAAUCACUCCAUAGCACACAGUGGUGCUAGUCCCAGUGUGAGAGAAUGACCCGCUGUUUCAGGGGAGGUAGUGACUUCUGUGAAGGCUAGAUUUGGAUUGCUCCCUACCUCUUAGAACCCAGAGUUGCACUCCUCUUUGGUUGUUCCUGCAUAAUUUGAUCUAAAGUUCAAGCCUUAAAAAAAAAGGAGAAAUAUGACAUUUUUAACCAUUGCCAAAGAUUGUCUCUAACCUUGUUUGACUGGGUAGGAAGGCAUUCUGCUUAAUUAUGAAAGUCCUUUUAUUUGGACAAAACUAGUGGAUAGUUCUAGAAUCUUAGAAUAGAAUUGUUGAAUGAAGUCAUAAGUUGAAAACUGUUUCCUUUAUAGGUUGCAAAAAAAAGUGUGUAUGUGAGUGUAUUCCAGAAAGUUUAUGGAAAAUGGAAUGAGAAGAUAAGUUUAUUUUGCUGCAAAAAAAUUGAAGUUUGUGCAUACUUUUUUCUUAAUAUACAUUUUUCAUAAAAUUUUUGGAGACUGGAUAUUCGUAGAUUUCAUUUUUUUGUGCCAAAAUAAACACAUCUUUUAAUUGCAUUUUCUGAAAACUUUCAAGUCCCCUUAGGAAAAAAAAUAUAUGUGUUGGGGUGUGUAUGCAUCCCCUGCCCUGAGGCCAGAGGUCCUGCACACUAGAAUGUUGGAUUUCUAACAUGUAGCUCACAUUUCUGGGGGAGGGUGGUCAGCAUUUAGCAUUUCAGGAGAAACGCUGCUUGGGACACCUGUACCCCAUGUUCUCGUGCUUGAGUUCAAGACCCAGCUCCACUCUUAGUCCCACCUUCCUGGCAGUGCACAACCUGAAAGGCAGCAGGUAUGGCUCAAGUGGUUAGGUCCCUGCUACCCAGUUUGUGAGAUCUGGACUGAGUUUUAGACUCCUGGCUUCAGUCUGACCCAGCUCUCGUUAUUACAGAUGUUUGGGGAGUGAACCAGUGGAUGGAAUCAAUCAAUCUCUCUCUCUCUCUCGCUCUCACUGUAUCUCUGCCCUUCCCUCCCUCCCCCCUCCCCCCUCAACCUCUUUCUCUCUCUCUGUCUCUCUGGCUUUCACAGAAACCAAAAAUAUGUAAAAUAAACAUGGGCAAACUUAGAAAAUGAUGUGUACGGAGUGUUAGCAGUUCAGUUACACUUCAUGUUUACAUGCUGGAGUGGGGAUAUCUCUCCUCCUCUUUGGUGUAAAAGCUGACUCAUGUAUGGAAGUCCAGAUGGAAGCAGGAAGGGCCUGUGCACAGGGGAAACACAUUAGGCACGGAUGCCAUCACAGUGGGGAAAAUUCAAAGGGAGAAUAAAGAAAGUUGUGGUUGGUGGUGAGUGGGGUAAUAGAUGGCUGUGCAGGUGUGCAUUCCCAGUGGUAUAGUUAAGGACACGCUGGGGCACUCAUGUUUACGCUUAAUGCUCCCCCUGUAAGUUCCACUGAACUGUUACCAGCUUACUUAGCAUCUGUAGGUGAGCCACCUGCAGAAAGGGCAUGGAGGUAGAUGAUUGUUGACUUUAUGGUUAUGGAGCCCAGCUAAUCAGUGUGCCUGCUGGGCUAUCACUCGUUAAGCCUGAGUGCUUUCUAUACCAGGUCUUAAGAUUUCUUACCGGCACAAGGAAAAAACACUCAUUUCUCAUGACCAUGGCCCCUACUGGGAGGCAAGUGCUCAUCUCCAUGGAGGGAAAAUACCGUGGGUAAAACUCUAGACGCAGAGAUUUCCAGAGUGUUUGAAAUACGACCUAUAUGCUUUCGUGGCCUCCUUCGUAGGAUGGUGCGGUUUCUCCCAGUGAGAACCUACAUGAACUCACAAGACACGCUGGCCAUGUCCUGGGUGUCCUGUUGGCUGUGUUCUCGGGUUUCUGAGAUGGCAUCGGUCACUCCUCAGCCCCAGCAAGCUGGGGAGCAUGUGGUGGGGACAGUCAGAUGCUGUCAGUCAUUGUUUAUGCAGAGCUUGAGUCACUCUGAGAGGGGGAAGAAAGUUCCCUUCUAUGGGGUUUCUCUCUCUGAUGAGGCAGAGCUCCAGGCCAUGAGGAGACCAGCCCAUGGCGCCCGGUAAGCACCCCCUUACAGAUUGCUUUGACUUUUGACGUCCUGGGAAAGGUCGCCGGGUAAUUUUGCAUUGUGUACUGCCUGCUUCAGUGGCUUUCCCGUGGUGUUCGUCCCCUGAAUAACUCUGUGAACGAUGACCCCCAUAUCCAGGUUCUAGCUUGCUCCUCUGGUAUUUAUCUUCACCAUCCUUCCCCUGAUUUUUCUCCUCUGCAGUGAGGCUGUGUGCAUGCUUCCAGGGGAAGGAAUCUCGAUCAGUUAAAAAGCGUAGGAGAUAUGAAAGGUCAACAUGACAAAUCCGUCCUCUGAGCGCACGCGUGCGUGGUGUGUGUGUGUGUGUGUGUGUGUGUGUGUGUGUGUUUGGGUAGCUGAGCUCAGCUGACCACAGAAGACAAAUAGGGAUUGUAAAGAGCCUUAAAGUUGGAAACAAAAUACCUAUUGGGGGGAACAGGAGAGUUGGGGCAUCAGAUUAGAAAUUCAGAAGAGUGAUCUGCUUGUCUUCAUUUGGAAAGGUCACAGACUUUAUUUGCAGUAAGAUGUGCAUAUGGUUAUCACUUGCUUUUAUUUUCUCUGUCUUUAAACAUGUGCACUGUAUACGCACACUAUGUGUUUUUUACAAAUGGUUAUUUUAACCAGCAAGCACGUUCUUGAAGGUGACAACACACAAAAAAUAUCUUCAGAUAUGAUUUUAGUGAGUUAUUUUACAUCACAAAGGACAAUGGUAAUCUCUGGGUAUUUGUUUCCCUCCGUUAAUUCCUUUUCUAUUUUUAUUUUGCAGAGUUGAAAAAGGACAUUUCUAGCAAUGGUUUGAAUCUCUUCUCAUUUAAUUUUAUUGUUGUGUACCUGUCUCCACUAAAAAUGCUAAUGUUGUCUGUUAGAAGCCGUGUCUUGCAUUUUAGUCUGCUUCAUAGAUGAGUUUGUUUCCUGGAGUUAUCCGUUUUUUGGGAGUCAUUUGAUUCAAAUUUGCAUUCAGGUCAUCUUUGAUAUUCUUUUCUUCCCUUGGUAAGAGGGAAAAUGGAAAGAGCACUUGUUUUUUGAGGGUCUGCUAUAAGCCAGGUGCUGAAUUAGAUGUUACUCAUUUUGUUUUCAUAAUAACACUGUAAGGAUAUUAUGCUCCCAAUUUCACAGAUGAGGAAACUGAGGUUCAGAGAGGUUAAAUAACUCGCCAGAAGACACAUAGCCGGCAUUCAGGGAAACCAGGGUAGAAGUGUGGAUCCUACUUCAGAGACUUUCGUUUUCUUAUGGCACCAAACGCCAUAGUCAUCCUAAACACACGGCAUCUCCAGCUGCCAUGGUGAGGAGAUCCCAACUAACAAUGUCCGUGGCCAGCACUGAGGAGUCGAUUGACUUGAGAGGUGGUGGGGUUGUGAAGACACAGUCCACAGGGUGGAGAACACUGAUCUGAACUGUGAGUGACUCAUUAAAAUUUUGGUGUGAAGAAGGUGAAAUUUCUGGUUUGGUCAGGAUGCCAAUAUUGGAAUAUCUCAGAAGAGGUGGAGCACCAAGGAGCAAGAAAUGUUGGGGGAACCAUGAGCUUGACCAGAGCCUUGCAGUUGGAUGUGCUGUGGUUCUGGGGGCUGGGAAGCAUAAGCAUGGGUGGAGGAUGGGACUCAGGUGGAUGGGAGCUGAUGGGUGUAGAGUGUGCAUUUCUGCUUGAGUUAUUCUUUCCCUCCAGCUUUCUCCUGGUCAUCAUCUUCAUAGGUAAGCUGAAGUGUCCCUUCCUCUGGCAGUCAUUCCCAAGUUUCCAUUAGCUCUGCUUCCCUUGUUAGGAUCUCCCCACCCUCUCUUUCAUUGGAGCAACUGACCAACUGCUCCUUUCCCAGACAGGAAGCUGCCAUGAGGGGAGGACCAUUAGUGGGGACUCAGGCAUACAUAGCCCACUCCCCUCUUUGCUAAGCAGUGAAUUUAGUGUUGAAAUUCUAUGAGUUUACUAGGGAAAGCUGCAUAGUUUGGUGUGUCCAUUGAAGCCAGAGGAAAGCUUCAUUGCCAAGCUGGUGCUUACAUAGAGUAGGGCCUGCCCCCAGGUAAGACAGAUUUGUCCCGGGUCCCCAUGGUCAUGCUUCAUUGUCUUCUCUGGAGUUCCUGAACUUUCCUUUAGGCAGUGUAACAGUAUUUGGCCAUUUUAUCUAGACCUUCCAGGGUGGGACAUGCUGGGAUGGGAACUCUUGGUACAUGCUGGGAGAUGCUGCAAUGGCUCUCUCAGCCUCAGUAAUCAAAAUGUGGCUGCAGAAACCAAAGAAUAUUUGGAUUCUUUAGGAUAAAGGGGUAGUUGGGAAAAAACAGUCAUUAAAAUACUAGGGUGGAAGGGGCUUGUAGCAUUAACUUGCAUCUAUGUUCUGUGAUACCUCUGGUAGCAUUUGUCUUGACUGAACAAAGACAGGACACUGUAGCCUGCCCUUCUCCAAAUGGUUUUAGAGCAGCUUCCUCCCUUGUCCACCUGACUGCUUUCCAUAUUUCACAGUGCUGUCCUAUCUUGUUUCACAUCACAAAAAAUUUUCCUUUCAUUUUCCUCCAGAAGCAACUGUGACCCACAUCAUCUUUGGUGAUGUCACAACUUAGUGACAUACACUUUUGUCUUUGGGGGAAUGUGAUAGGAACUCCAGGUGCUCUGUAGAGGACUGCCUUUAUCCUAUUCAUACCAAGAUUAAUCUUGCUGUAGGACCUUUCCAGAAUCAGUCUAAUGGGCUUUGAACAUUCUCCUUAUUUUGCUUUUGUUUCUACACAGCUGUCCUAACUAUUGCUCCCAAGAACAAGGGUAUACAGCUCCUUCCACCACUGAACUCACUAGCCGUUGCACACUGGCCAUGGCCUUACCUUUCAUGCCUUCACAAUGGGGACUGACUUGUCCAUGCCCACCCCAGGCAGUGCACACACAGUAGAGGUCCCAUUCUGGGUGGGAAGCAGAUGCUCCAGCUCUCUGAUGAUUCUUCUGGCUGGGUUUCCAGCUCGUUGAUGGGUGCAUCACGUGGGACCAGACAGACAGAGAGGCUGGCUCCAGCCUGGUGGAUCACAUCUAUUGCUUCUCUCUUGUCUCCGCAGCCUGUCAGUCCAUCAGAAAAGGAAAUUAAAUUGGCCUGGUGUGGGCUGCUCUUUGCAGAACCUGCUAGUUAUUCUCCACACCCUGGGCUUUUCUAGGUGAUUGCAAAUUGAUUGUCUUAUGAUUUAUACACAAGAGCCACAAACUUUCCUUUUGAGACCUGAGUUUCUUAUAUGGAUCUUAAUCCCGAAAUCUUUUUUUUUACGAAAGAAAAUAAAUUAUUUUUUUCUAUAAAAUUGAAUAUGUGCAAGACUUAUUCAGGAGGGGAAAAUUAAAAAAAAAAAAAAGCAGUCCAAGCCCACCUCUGGUCAUACUAAUCUAUACUUUUUAGCAGUUAUUUUUGAGAGAGUGAUUUAUUUACCCUGACAGCUUGUUACUUAUGGUAGCUGCCGCCAGCCUCUGAAGUAAUCUGAUAACGUCAGAAUGUGAAGGGAAGCUGUAGGCUUUACCUUGACUGACUUGCUAUAAAUCAUGCACAUUGCUGGUGUCUAUAUAACGAUGCUUGGGUUGAUACUGAUGGAAAUACAAAUCAAAUACAACACAGGGUAACCCAGUUCAGAGCUAGAGAUUUUGGAUUAAGCCUAUUGGAUUCAUAUUUUUAAGUGAAACGGAGCAGACAUCCCUGGUUGGGUUUGAAACUUCCUGUCUGAUAUGGUUCCCUCAAGGACAGCAGCUGCCUUUGAAAUACAAGCAUCAAGAGCUGGACUCAUGAUGGGCUUUUUUUUUUUUUUUUUAAUUCAUUCGACACACAUUGAUGUGAGUGUCUCCUGUGUAUCAGUUGAGGGAAAGGCACUGCAUUGUUUUAUGUUCUGUUUGUAAAUAUGCUUGUGUAAGCUCCUUGAGGGUAGAACCCUGUUGUGUUCACUAUUGUAUAUCCAGGAUCUAAAAUAGUGCAUGACCCACAGUGCAGCAGAUGGUCGCUGAGUGAGAAUAGGCAGUCCAAAAUUUGAAUCUUAGUAUUGGCAAAACCCUGAAGUCCUUCUCCAGACAGGCAGAGUCUUUCCCAUUUCUGGAGCCUCUGUAUUGUCCUCCGUAGUUCUUCCUAGAGAUUUCUGGAAAACUGUCUUUUAUACUGUGUUGUAAUCGUUGCUUGGUGUGUUGGUCCCGUCACAUUAUCAAGUGCAGAAACUGAGUCUUCUGAUUAUUGGACUUGCCAGGGCCUGGCACACAGGUGCACUGAAUAAUUGUGUGUAGUCAUAGUACGACAGAAUUCUUGUCAAAUCAACCACUUACGUCUCUGUAUUUUUACAUGUACAUGACAUUGAAAAAAAUCUGAAGAGGGUACAUUACAUCCUAAGAGGGCUCAUCUUGCCAGAUGCUGUAGGAGAUGAUUUUUAAAUGAUUCCUUUCGUUUUCCUGUAUUUUUUGAACUUUUCCCUCAAUGACUAAGUAUUUUCUGAGAAAUGUAAUAGGAGGAAAAGGGAAGUCAUUUAAGUUUUUUUCCUAGCACUUUUACUUUACACAUGAAAAGAUGAAUUUGUAAGAGUUUUCUUUUUUUGGUGUGUGUGUGUAUAAUAAAUUUCUAUCAGGUGGUUCAACCAAAUGCAUCAAAGGAGUCUGCUUAAUAAUGGAAUCCUUUCGUAAGUGGAACACCUACUCUCAAAUAUGUCUUUGGUGUAAAUCUGGAUUCUUAACUAUUUGUGUGCAUUUAAAAGGAGUCACACCUGUGUGUGGAAGGACACAGUCACUGAUUUGGAAUGCUAAACUGUGAGGAGGAGGAACACUGGGACAGGGAUCAGCGUUGCCCUAACAGGUGCAGAUUCUUGAACACAAAUGGAAGUCCACAUGCUGAGUGUCUAAAUAUUUAAAGUUAUCCACCAAACUAACACAUGCUAAAUAAAAUAGGCGCUAUUCUCUUCUCGUGACAAAUCUGCUUUCAGUCGAAAGUUGCAAGCCCAAAUUUCAUUUUUUUAAAGAUUUAUUUAUUUUUUACUUGAGAGUCAGAGUUACACAGAGAGAGGAGAGGCAGAGAGAGAGAGAGAGGUCUUCCAUCCGCUGGUUCACUCCCCAGUUGGCCGCAACAGCCGGAACUGUGCCAAUCCAAAGCCAGGAGCCAGGUGUCUCUCCCUGGUCUCCCAUGUGGGUGCAGGGGCCCAAGCACUUGGGCCAUCUUCAACUGCUAUCCCAGGCCAUGGCAGAGAGCUGGAUUGGAAGAGGAGCAACCGGGGACUAGAACCGGUACCCAUAUGGGAUAGUAGCACGUCAGCCAGGGCGUUAAACCUGCUGUGCCACUGCACUGGCCCCGAAAGCCCAAAUUUCAAUGAAAAAUCUUUGCCUCCUUAUGGACCUGGUGCGUGGUGGUGUGUUGAGAAGUAGCCCGGCGUCUCUGCCUUCCUCCCUCUCUAUGACUCCUGACUGUCUCUUGUUUGGGAGGAGCCCCUUGUGCCUGUAUCUGGGUGUUACCACCUGCACCUCGAGAUGCAUAUCCAUCCUCAGAUCGUCAGACAUGGGUAUCCCUCAGGCCUAGAGUUGCACACAUUGCUUUUCUUUAGUAGGAGGGGUCAGGGCUGGAGUUGUGGAUAUCCCAGGUGUAUCUUAGAAGGUAGGGCCACACUCUGGCAUGCCCAAGGAGCCUGAAGAUGUCAUACCCUACGAAAAUGGACACAGUGUGAAGCAGAGCAGAGCAGAGUCAGGGGAAGGGGGUCUCCUUUUGCUGAUGCCUGAAAAAUCCAUUGCUGGAUGUAAAGGAAUGGGCUGGGAACGUCAUGCUUCCUGGCUUCCAACGGAAGGACCAGCUCCAUGCUUCCCGAAUUACAGGCGCAAAGAUCACCAUAGAUUCAGAUCUGUAUUCCUAAUUACCCUGUGGUCUCAAAUUCCAGUGUGUGUCACCAUAUCUUGAGGGUGGAAUAAAAUGAAUACAUGAGUGCUGUAAUGAUGGGCUGCCUAUGCCCCUGUGUCAUUUUGACAGUCAUGUUCAAGCCACUGCUGAAUUCCCAACUUUACUAAGCACCUACAGGGAAGGUGCUUGGCACAAUGGUAGAUGCUAGCUAAGUGGUAGCUCUCACUAUUGAUUUUUUUUUUUUUUUUGACAGAGUGGACAGUGAGAGACAGAGACAGAGAGAAAGGUCUUCCUUUUGCAGUUGGUUCACCCUCCAAUGGCCGCUGUGGCCAGCGCACCGCGCUGAUCUGAUGGCAGGAGCCAGGUACUUAUCCUGGUCUCCCGUGGGGCGCAGGGCCCAAGCACUUGGGCCAUCCUCCACUGCACUCCCUGGCCACAGCAGAGAGCUGGCCUGGAAGAGGGGCAACCAGGACAGAAUCCGGCGCCCCGACUGGGACUAGAACCCGGUGUGCCGGCCCCGCAAGGCGGAGGAUUAGCCUAGUGAGCCGCGGCGCCGGCCUCUCACUAUUGUUUUAAAAUUAGAUUUAUUUUUUCAUACUUUAUGUUUUCAUGUUAACCUCCUAUCAAUGCAAAGGGAGCAGAUUCAGUAUAGUACUACAGAUAUAAUUCUAAGAAUAAUAGUGACUGUUAAAGCCAUCCUUAUGAAUUGAUUUCCAUGUCUUUCCUAUGCAAGAGAGGCCAGCUAGGUUGUGUAAUUUUCUGCUGUUUGAGGACUGGGAAGGCAUUUGUGUGGUUCACAUUUGUCACUGUCCUAUUUGUCAUGCUUAUCUGUCAGCAUCAGGUAAACUGUUUUUGUCCUGUGUGCCUGUCCUUUGCUCCUUGCCCUAAUUCUAUGAGUAGGCUCUCCUGGCCUUUCCCACCCGAGUGCCACAGUUUAAUGUUCUUUUCCCAUACAGAGUGAACACAAAUGAGUGGGACAUGUGGCUGAGAUGAUUGUGUGGCUUGUGAUAGAGGCAGGGUGGGAGGUCACAUGCUCAUUUCUUACCUUGAAGUCGGUUCUUCUUGCAAUGCCAUUGGUGGAAACACAAGGAAAAAGGGAAUUCUUUCUUUACUAUUUGAUCAAGAGGAGGGAACUUGUUUGUUUUCCCUCCUGAAAUGGAUUCCUCCAUUCAUGUCCUUUGUCUUUAAGUAGGGCUCGGGUGUGGGGAAGGAUAGGAUGUUGGGGAUUAUGAGGGCUCUCUGUAUACCAUUGGGUUGGUCUUUAUCAAGGACAGGAUGGACCAUGAAGCCUAAGGGAGGCACAGGGUGGACUUGGGUUAGUCCUGGUCUACUUGGGAAGGAAUUUUCUUUAACAAGGCUUCUCAAGUAUUUUCCUAUUAAGAUUCUUACCCUUGCAAGGGGCUCUGCCAGCUCUUUCUGCUGCCUGGGAAAUGCAAGGAGAUGCUUUUUGUGUUUGUGCUGAUUGACGAGCCCAGUGUAGAUGCCUCCUCCUUCUCUUGUCAUCCCACUUCUGGGAUCUAGGCUGUUCAGUCAUCUUCUACUCUCCCAACUUCUUCAGGUGUUAGGUUUGGUUUGCCAAGAUGAUCAGAAGUUGGAAUUUAAGAAAAAUUUUUAAAAAAGAAAGUAUUUUGAAAAGAGUACAGUGGAAUCAAAAAGGGAAAAAUAUCCAGUGGUUUUUGAGCAAGGGAGGGGAAGGGAGAGAGGGAAGAGGGAGGGAGAGGUCACAUGUUUGGGGACAGAAAGCAUAAGCACCAGGGCCUCUGUGGAGGGAAGCAGAGCUGCCAGCCUCCGGAACCCUCAGCAGGCUUUUGGAUCACCAGGGAGGGGUGAAAAGGUGUGCAUUGAGUGUUCAGGUGAGCCGCACUCUAGCCCUGGAAACACCAUUCUUGUAUAGGUUUUCAACUAGAAGACAUUGCAUUUCCUUUCAGCUCUAAGAAUGUGACACAUUGAGGUUUUCUUAUAUUAGUAUAUAGGCAACAAUUACUUGAGGUCCUGAAAAUGCAUGCAUUAUCACUGAUUUGUGUGUAUGUUCCUUUACUCGGUAAGUGUUUACUGAGCCUCCACCCUUUGGUAUAGUUGCUGGUGAUUCUCAACAGCUCAGAUUCCCCUCUGGUGGCACCUGUCACCCUUUGGGGAUUCCUGUCUAUUCAGCAUCUGCCAGCAAGUCCAGUGUCAACAUUAUCACAAAGUAGAGUAGAUGGGGUACCUAGGACUAGGAGAAGAAUUUGAGUUUUGAGAUAUGUAUCAAGCAUUUUUUCUUUUAAAAAAUUUUUAUUUCUUUAAUUUUUUCUUUGAAAGGCAGAGAGAUAAAGACAGACAGAGAUUCCCAAAUACCUGCAACAGCUGAGGCUGGGCCAGGCCAGAGCAAAGAGCCUGGAUCUCUCUCUGGGUCUCCCACAUGGUUGGCAGGGACCCAGGUACUUGAGCUGUUACCUGCUGCCAUCCAGGGUGUGCAUAAGCAGGAAGCUGGAAUCGGGACUGGAGCUGGAACUUGAACCCAGAAGUCUGAUUUGGGACAUGGGUGUCUCAGUUGGUGUCUCUACUACUACACCAGAUGUUGCCUGCUUAAAUUUUGUUGUUCCUUUGAGUAUUUGCUCAUAGGUGCCUUUCUCAGAUAGCCACUCUGGCCACUUGUUUUACGGUUGCAGCCUUCUCCUCUCCACCGCUCUGAUCCUCUUGGGCUGCUCUGCUUCUUUCCUUCCCUUCGCAUGCUCCCUUACCACACUGUGCACCUCAGCUGUAUCUGACUGUGGGUUAGCGUGUAGCUUGUCUUCUACUCCAUGUUGGAAUCCAAGCUCCACAGGGGCAGAGAUCCAUGUCCUCUUUGUUCAUCCAAGGAUCCCAAGUGCCUGGAAUAUAGGAGGCCUUCCAUUCAUAUUUGUUGAGUGGAUUACUUAGCACCAUGUUUGAGGAGUGCAGUGGAGUAUUCGAGUGAUGUUGAGAAGAUCUGGGUGUACUACUGCGUUAUUCAGUAAGUCUUCCGCCCCGAGAAAUGGAUGGCAUUCAUCUCCCACUGUUAUGAGCCUUGCUUUGACAAGUAUUGAUGUAUGAUAGCAAAAUCAAGAGUGUUUUUGUUGGUAAAGUGUGGCAGACUACGGGCCGAUCUGUGCUCAUGGGAGACACUCAUAUGUUGACUUGGUUAAGUGGCAUUGAACUAUCAAAUUAUUUUUGUCUCUGCUCCCAUGUAAAGCAAACCAUCAUCAGCAACAAUACAGCAUCCAAUCCAAACUCCUGGACGAGUCAGCUGCGUGUUCUUGGUGGGGUUGAUGUGAUGUGCUGUGCUCUGCCUCCAGGUUACCCAGGCCAUGGCUCUUGGCUCCGGGGUUCUGCUGUGGUUUGAGAUUCCGAGUUCUACUUCGCUUGCUCAAGAACCUCCAGUGAGCUCCAAGUAUGCUUCUGAGAUUUUUGAAGCAAAGUGUUUCUUUUCCGGUCUUGGACUUGUGGGACACCGCCGUUGGGUCAUCACCUGUCAGCAGACUGCAGGGGACGAUAGAAGCCACCUUCUUAGCCUGAGGUCUGUCCCUGAGCCCAGGAAGAAGCAGCCUUUUGUCCUGACUUCAUUGACCUACAGAUCCUAAUACAUGCUGUUGUGUGUAACAUUCUCUUAGAUCUUUGCACCCUAAAAUGCUUACACAUUACUUCUGAACUGUUUUUUAUUUUGAUGGAAAUGGGCCAAGGGGCAGGAAAGGAGGAGGAGCGAGAGGCUGGGAGAAUUUCCAGAGGACCAAAUACAGCAGCUUUCUCCCCAAACUCUCCUUGUUUAGUAAAUGAAGUCACGUGAAAGUGGAGCAUUUGGUGCUUUGCACCAAUGUUAUGGUGUAAAAUUAUAGUUAGGAAUAUUGUGUAAAAACCAUAAUAGUUUGCAGUUAUAGCUAUGGUGAGAACAGCAGGCAAGACUAUAAGCUUUAAUUUAUGUUGUGCUUUGGACAUUUUUCAGAAACUAUUUACCCAUUACCUCUUAGGUCAGUGGCCUAAUAAUGCAACAAAGCACUUUUUGAAAUUGCAGAUAAUUUUCAGUGCUCAGAUCUCUGUGUAGUAUUGAUGGGGAGGGUGGUUGAUUAGGACCUUGGGAAUUGUGCUUGAUGGGAACAAUCUGGAAGGAGUGAAAAAUUAUUAAACACACACAGCGGGAGAUGGAGGAUUUAGCAUUGUCGUGCGGUGCUAUUAAUUCUCAUUGCUUGGUACAGCGGCUUGAUUGCAUACUGUGAAUACUGUUUAUUGGAGAAUGGGUACAAUUUUGCUGCAGUUGUUGUAAUGUAAUACUAAAUGCUAAUUAGGCUUCUAACAAUAAUUAGAACCUCUUGCCAGGCUUAGAAAUAGAAACACUCAAUUGAAUUUAGAGAAACAAAGACCUUUAAGCUAUGCCAGCGGCAGCAUCAACUUCAAGAAGUUCUUUACGUUUUAGUUACAGAAUUGCCAACACAUACAUAGAUAUAAAAAUAUAUUUUUUUACAGCAUGCAUAAUGAGCUCAUUUAUGUUCUCGAUAGUAUUAUUUUCAAAAUGAGUUGAAGCAAACCGCCUCCUCCCCCUCAGAUGAAGAAAAACUACAAACACAGGUGUAAAACAGAGUGCAUCUUGUUGCUGUGCCCUUGCUAGGGUGGAGAAGAAGGGGGCUUGGAGGGGAAGCAUGGCUGAUUGGCAGGCAGGUGGGGGCCAUUCUGAAUGUUUAGAAUUUCCCUGACACCCUACGUGGUCUCCCUUCCUGUGUACCCCUCCAGCUCAGAUCCAACCUGAUUGUGUGUUGUUUGCUUGGAUCAGUUCCCCUCGAUGCUGUCCUGAAGCUCUGUCACCCAUUAGAAACAAACCAAACCUGAGAGGCUAAGCUCUUUCCUGGAGCUUUGCUUUGUCAAGCUGUGCCAACCCAGCAGUGUGGCAGAGCUCUCUCCCGUGCAGCGAGGAGCCGGCUGGCUGUUGAGCUUGGGAGAUAAUUAGCUGAGGAUGAUGUGCUGGGCCUGCGGCUCCCCCCCCCACCCCCCCCGGCGGGGGGGCAGACUCUUGGGCUGUCCCAGGGGCCUGGCCCUGGGUGUCUCAGGAGGCCUGGAACUGUCUCCUGGCACUGGGUUGUUGCAGCACCAUGGCCUGUGUUCGUUUGGCAGCGGCUGAGCGAGGCCUUUGUUAUUGGGGCGCCAGUGCUAUCUUUAACCUCUUCUUCCUGUUAUGUUUCGUCAUGAAAAGUGCAAGGGCUUGAGCAGCGCUCAUUGGUGGUCCCUUCACAAACUCACUGCACAAAACAACUGGGGAUGCCUCCCCGCUUUUCCCUGGAGCCGCGCCUGCGUGGACCAGCUGUUCUCAGGGCUGACCCUUAGCUGCCCGCUGUGAGGUAUCAUGUUGCCCCUUUGUCUGUAGCCAUCAUGGUAACAGAAAUAGAAUCCCAUCUCCCCGUUGGGAAACUCUUGUAAAAGAACCUAUGCUUGGUGCUCCUGCACCCGUGCCAUAGUUCUGUGUAAAGUGAGUUUUUACGGGUUUCAUUGGUUCCUGGGAAACAGGUUUUAUGAUGGAGACACUGGAGACACAGUUUUACUCCACCCUCUAGAGUGAGGCAUCCCUACUCCAAGCAGAUGGGCGAUUCCCUGAUUCCUGAUUCCCUACUUUUUGAUGAGGGGGGAGCCAUGUUUGUGGAGAUACCCACUUUUAUGGCUUUAUUAUUUCAUCAGACCCAUCCAGCACACCCCCUUCCCACAGCCAAGUGCCCUCACUCUCCUGGGCUGAAGUUCUUUUUUUGUGACUUUGAUUUCUUUCCUUUCUUGUGUGGGACCUCCUCAGCUUGGCUGCACGCUCCCAGAGUGCUCCCCCUGCUGGCGGGGCCCUCCCUGGUGAUGCACCCCCAAAUCACAGUCGCUUCCCCAGGCUACCCCGCUCUCAUCUUUCCUCCCUGCCUCUCAGUGGUUUGAAACAGGCCUCUCCUUUCUAACCUGAUUUCAGUAUUCCACUUGGGCUGGGUGCAGGGACACACGGAAAAAUGAAACUAAAAGGUGUUCAUUUUGGAAUAAGAAAAUGAAGCAUUUUUCCACGAACUUUUUGACGACCCCCCCUUCCCCCGCCGUGAGAUUUUUCCCCAGUGUACAGUUCUUGGGCAGCAAUAGUGCGGGCUGGUUGUUGAAUUGGGGAAAAGAUCCGUUGUUGAUAGACGUCACGCCACGCCAUGCCAUGCGUGACGUCGCCUGUAAUCAUGGAAACCGGGUCCCGUGCGGGGGACGUGUCCUGUGAGAGGCCGCCCCUCUGGCCCUAGCGGGGGUAGCGCACGUCCGGCGCCUUGCGGCGAGCCUGGCGCGUGUGCCUGCCUUGCAGUUUCUCCGCAGCGUGCCCGUGAGUUUCGAAGGAGGUCCUGGGGGAGCGUUCGCGUCCACGUUUUAGCAAACCCGCUGGAUCGCGGCGGGGUUUGCCCCCUUCGGAGGAGCCAGUUCUCCCGCCGUCCGCUGAGGGCCUGUGCGAGAUGAGGCCUGAGUCACUGGGAGGACUGAGCGCCUUCGGGAGCCUGGAGGAGCUCAUCUUGGACAACAACCUGCUCGGGGACGACCUCGUGUUGCCAGGGUUACCGCGGCUCCACACCUUAACCCUCAACAAGAACCGAAUCACUGAUCUGGAGCAUCUGCUUAAUCACCUGGCUGAAGUGACACCAGCUCUACAGUACCUCAGCCUGCUGGGAAACGUGGCAUGUCCCAAUGAGCUGGUCAGCUUGGAAAAGGAUGAAGAAGACUACAAGAGAUACAGGUGCUUUGUUCUGUACAAGCUGCCCGGCUUGAAGUUUCUGGAUGCCAAGAAAGUAACCAAACAAGAGCGAGAGGAGGCGUUGGUGAGAGGGGCCUUCAUGAAGGUGGUGAAACCCAAGGCUUCCAGUGAGGACGUCACUCCCUCUCCUGAGUACAACUACACACCUCUGCCUUCUGCCUCCAGGGAGCUCACCAGCCACCGAGGUGCCAACAAUCCAUAUGAUGACUUCGAGGGGCCGGACUAUUGCAGCCAAAGAAAUGGCAGCUUGAAGCGGCAAGGAGAAGAACCAUUUGGAAAUCUCAUACUCACUUUUUCAUGCUUUGGCUGGGAAGUGACACAUGCUACCUCCACUCACAGCCCUGUGGCCAGAUACGUGUUGUACUGUGCACUGGUGUCCUGGGCAAGUGUCGCUACGUUUACUACGGGAAGAACUCGGAGGGCAACAGGUUUAUCCGAGACGACCAGCUCUGAAGCCACACUCUGUACGCCUUCGCCUGCUUCAUGCCAAAAAAAGGGAAAGCCACAACGAAGCCCAAAGCUGAAGAAACCAACGCCGGCCCCCACGCCGCCGCUGCGGGAAGGCUGCGACUUCCGCUCCUGGUACCUUGUGCUGACUUUGCCAGGCCUGUCAAGAGCAUCCUUCUGCCUGAGACUGAGUGGUCACAGAGAGAUUGACAUGAUUGCCCUUAAGCAGGUCUCAUCCACCCGGGUGACAGACAGCAGCCGCGACGCACCAGGGCUGACAGCAUGAACACCAUGAUAGAUUGCCUGGUCCCUCCACUGCUCACAGGGGAGCAGAGGUCACACCUGGGGCCUCCCUGGGCUUGUGCGGCGGCUGCAGUCGCCUGAGAGAGUGUCUGAGUCAAGAUCCUGCCGACGUCACUGGGGGUUUGUUGUUGGGGAAGGCGGCCUCCUCCCUUGUUCCCUUUCUGUCCUAACCUCUGGGGUCCUCUGCACCGUGCCCCCCCCCACACCGGCAGUGCACCUGUGUUUGCAGUUUUUCCCCCCUGCAGAGGUGGAACUUCUCAGCCAGGGCGUGCAUCUCCACUUCUUUUCCUGCUGUUGCAGGCCUUGCACCGGGGUCAAGAGCUUUCCCUGCAUCCCUAACCGUAGGCUCCAUCUUGUUUCCCUCAUGGCUAAGCCCACUUCCUGCCUCGAAUACAGUGCACCAUCAGGCAUCUUUCUCAACACGACGGUUUCAUUGCACCCAGAAGGAAUUUUUAUGUACUUUGACCACACCCACUUUCCAGCUAUGCCUGUAUCUGUGCUAGGGGCUGGCUUGGCGGAGGGGGGCGCUAUGCAGACACAGGGAGGUGAUGAAAAGAUGACAGCACCGGAUCAGGAGGUGAAUAGACAAAACCUAUGCUGUCACAGCCACUUGCAUAGGAGGUGCGAGGCUUUCAAAUGUUUCUAUCUUCCUCAGGGCCUCUCAGAUUAAAAUCUGUAACUUGUGAGCCGCUGCAAUGUCUCUAGUGCCAGAAUGCACAGUGCCACCAGGAAAAGCAGCACACCCCUGCUGGUUGGAGGACCACCAUUGCCCUUACUAGCACCCGGUGCCAUCAGUCCAGCAGACACGGAGAGGCCGGCUGCUCCCGACACAACGGCACUUCGGUCCGCUGCUUCUGUUUAGAGAGGUGAUCACCGUCCUGGGUGUCCUAACGUGCGCUCAGCUUGCCGACAGCAAAGCCACACAGAAAACCCCUCCACCUUGUUCAUAGCCAAUGACUCGGCAGUUGCUGUUGCCAACUUCUGGGGACUCAGCCUCCCCAAGCCACCCAGGAAGAACCUACUUUCACAGCCCUCAGCCGUUUCUGGAGCCCGUGGCCUACUGAAGGGACACAGCCCUUGAGGACAUGAAUUGAGGCUGGCAGCAGCCCCGAAUUUAGAUGCCACCACCUUCCUGAAUCAGUGGUUAAGACAAGUGAACAUGAGCACCUUCACGGCCAUGAAUAAGCAGAGCAUGCUGAAUGUUCGCCAUCUCCUCGCAGGUCCGUGCGUCACCAGACCCGAGGACCUUUCUCAGUUUGAUCUGCGCAGCCGUGCUGGGGCGGUGCUUCCCACGGGCUACCCUCAGUCCCACCCAGGCUCUUAGUGUAGAGACAUCAACACAGGCUUUGUCCAGGGCACGUUCUGGGCCGCCAGAGCUCUGUGCGAGGGCAGCUAGACUAGUCCGAUGUCACCUCCAAUCUCGCGGCACAUAUAUCCUUGUCUUUAUAAAAGGCUUUCACCCUGCCUCCAACAAUAAAAAAGCACUUGUGAACUGA